Messenger RNA from Auanema sp. JU1783, 597 nucleotides. Lineage: Eukaryota; Metazoa; Nematoda; Chromadorea; Rhabditida; Rhabditidae. The record is from the annotation of a GenBank genome assembly.
AUGCUAUGUGCUGGGAGAUUUUUGGGUUCCUCCAGAAUAUCCGUUGUGAAUGUUCGAAACAUGCAUGACCGCAGCGCCGUGCCAAGGGUGGUCGAUGAUCGUGAGAAGUCGUCCGCGAAAACUUCCGAUGCAGGCUACGUUUUUCGGUAUCAUCAAAAUGCCAUAGAUCCUCUUCCUCGUGAUCCAAACUCCAAAACUCCUGUUGCAAAGCCAACAUACAAAGUGAGAGAUGCAUGGAGUUCCUCUCAAGCCAGGUUCGGACAAAAUGAUUAUAUUGACAUUCUGGGAGACGGAUCACUCCAUCCAGCCCAACUCCAGUACCACACACCUGCCUGGUUACGUGGCUUUCCUGGACAACACAAAGCAAAUGAACUCAUCAAGCUUAUACAUUACCGAAAUUUAUAUGCUGACAAACUAAAGAAUAACUCUCCGAGGAGAUGGCACGAGCUCUGCAAGAGGAUCAAAUACUUGUCGAUGUAUCACAAUUAUAAUAAGCAGGACGAACUGGGCCGUGAAAGGAAUUUGGGAUUAUGGGAUGAAAAGCCUGAUUACUUCUUCAAGGAUAAAUCUCGCCGCUCAUAUAAGGAUCUAGUAUGA